This is a messenger RNA of Scutellospora calospora, 839 nucleotides long. The record is from the annotation of a GenBank genome assembly. Lineage: Eukaryota; Fungi; Glomeromycota; Glomeromycetes; Diversisporales; Gigasporaceae.
AUUUAUUUAAACCUACUUUAGAACAAUCUUUGGGUGCAACUAUCCAUUUUGGAAGAGUGAAGAUGAACCAGGGUAAACCAACUACUUUUGCGACUCUUCCAGGAACAUCUGACACAUCUGAAAAGUUAAUCUUUGGAUUACCUGGAAAUCCAGCUUCUGCUACUGUUACUUUUUAUUUGUUUGUAUUACCUGCACUUCGAAAAUUAGCUGGUUAUGAAAAUUGGAAUUUGCCUAUUUUACAAGCAGAGUUAACGGACAAAAUAUCACUUGAUCCGCGUCCUGAAUAUCAUCGAGCAGUGAUUUCUUUCGAUCAUUCGAAAGGAAAAUUUAUGGCAAUUUCCACAGGAUAUCAAAUUAGUAGCCGCAUUCUCAGUUUGAGAAGUUGUAAUGCUUUGUUAAAGUUACCCGAAAGAACUGAUUUAUGUAAAGAAUUAGACAAAGGAUCUACUGGUGGUGCGCUUAUUAGAACUGUUCGUUUUCAAACUUUUCGUGAACGUGAAGGUAGACUCAAAGCAGCAUAUAAUUUGGAAUUGACGCUUGGUGGUGAUGGCACAUUAACUGGUGCUGAUAUUCUGAGAUCUGAAUGGCCUGAUUUGACGAAUGAAAUUUAUUCAAACUGGAAAGUUAACCGCAGAAGAUGUCGCCCCACACGCGACACUUGUUCAAUCGAAAAUGAUAUGGCAUCUGAUGUUACCAUUGGUGCCGUAACUUCACUACAUCGUAUUUGCGAAGCUGUUGAUAGCAUUUCUUCUACAGCUUUUAGCCAUUCCCAUGCCUUUGUCAUUGAAGUGAUGGGAAGACACUGUGGAUGGUUGGCAUUAAUGGCUGCUAUUAGGUAG